Messenger RNA from Penicillium chermesinum, 249 nucleotides. RefSeq lists its product as uncharacterized. Bases 1 to 249 code for a protein of 82 amino acids. The record is from RefSeq and is a predicted model, not a curated record. Lineage: Eukaryota; Fungi; Ascomycota; Eurotiomycetes; Eurotiales; Aspergillaceae. The transcript has 2 exons.
AUGGCAAAAGGCAAAAAGAAAUCGUCGCGAGACUUCAGCGGCUCCAGCGAACGAUCCGCAGAUCCCUGGGCGGAAUACGACGCGGAGCCGAUGAUCCGUACGAUCGAUUAUUUGUUGACUUUGACGGAAUGUGUCCUUUCGAAGACCGAGCCCCAGCAGAAGCGGCCCUCCAAGCCUGUGAUGACAGGCUGUGAGAUCAAAAUCUGCACCCCAGGCCUGAGCACCGCCAAGCCCCACGAGUGCUACUAA